Molecule: messenger RNA, 435 nt
Organism: Molossus molossus (Pallas's mastiff bat)
Lineage: Eukaryota; Metazoa; Chordata; Mammalia; Chiroptera; Molossidae
Gene: IFITM5
Product: interferon induced transmembrane protein 5
Exons: 2
Coding region: 23-427 (134 amino acids)
Biological process (GO): bone morphogenesis; bone mineralization
Cellular component (GO): plasma membrane
Source: RefSeq, a predicted model, not a curated record
GGCGGCGACGGCGCUGGAACCCAUGGACACGGCGUACCCCCGCGAGGACCCCCGGGCCCCGACGGCCCGCUCGGCCGACUGCGCCUCUCACACGGCCGUCGCGCUGGGGGCGCCGAGACCCCCGCCCAGAGACCACCUGAUCUGGUCGGUGUUCAGCACCCUCUACCUGAACCUGUGCUGCCUGGGCUUCUUGGCGCUGGCCUACUCCAUCAAGGCCCGAGACCAGAAGGUGGCUGGAGACCUGGAGGAGGCCCGGCGUUUAGGCUCCAAGGCCAAGUGCUACAACAUCCUGGCGACCAUGUGGGCCUUGGUGCCGCCCCUGCUGCUCCUGGCGCUGGUGGUGACUGGUGCCCUGCACCUGUCCCGGCUGGCCAAGGACUCCGCCGCCUUCUUCAGCACCAAGUUUGACGACUCAGACUAUGACUGACAGGCUGG